Molecule: messenger RNA, 777 nt
Organism: Paraglomus occultum
Lineage: Eukaryota; Fungi; Glomeromycota; Glomeromycetes; Paraglomerales; Paraglomeraceae
Source: the annotation of a GenBank genome assembly
AUGUCCGAUACACUUGAAAAUUAUAUAUGGCGUACUAUUUCAGUGUUCCUCAGAGGCAAAGGUAUCCGGAAUAACGAAAAGGCAAAAGGCUUGGCGAAUGGUAGUAUAGGCUUGUUAUCGGAUAUCUCCAAUGCAUCAAAUGGAUCAUUAACAGUAUGUUCCUCAAGAUAUUUUAGCUGUUGCAACCGGAAUCCGAUACAAAGAACGUCUACGCUUGUCGAUAUAGUCUUCUUGACUUGUGAGGAUGCACGCGAUCUCAAUUCUAAACUAAAGGAUGUAAAGAAUAUAUCGGGGCAUUGUUUAUGUGUUGUUCAGUUUGCUGAUUCACACACGUUCAUAUGUAACUACGCUUUACUCGGACAAAGACUUCGAGCAACGGAGAGUCUUGCUUUUGUUAAUGUUAACAAGGCCAUGAAAGAUCCACAGCUCGGCACAUUCCCACCAGAACUCUUUUCUUUUAUCUCUGAUGAUCUCGAACCUUUCUUGUCUUUAAGAGAUUCGUCAAUCUUGGAUGAUGUGGAGGAUGAUGGAGGAAAUUGUUUGGGAAAUGUCGAUUUGAGAGUAUGUAGCGUAUACCUUGAAAAGCAAAACAGUGAAAUCAGUCACAAAUUGCUUAGUUUCAGCUAUCCCAAGACGGUGAUCUCGGAAAUCGAGGAAGCUGCGCUUGUUAGUAGAAUGCAGUUGGUUUAUGACUCGAGACUGAAAGGGCAGCAUAUUUGGAAUGAGUCAUGCGCAAUACGUAUCGUCGAUAGAACAUUAUCGAUUGUUGCAUUGUGA